AUGGAAGAUCCCUUACCUCGCCAUUACACCCCAUUGGCGAUUGGGGAAUACAAUGGGAGCACCGAUCCAGAUGAUCACUUGGCCAAGUUCGACAACGCGGCCACUCUCCACCAGUACACCGAUGGAGUGAAGUGCAGGGUAUUCUUGACAACACUUUCAGGACCGGCUCAACGGUGGUUCACCAGGUUACCGACCGGCUCCAUACGUAGCUUCAUGGAUUUCCGGGCCGCUUUCCUGCACCACUUCGCAAGUAGCCGUCGGCAUCAGAAAACAAGCGUCAACUUGUUUUCACUAAAGCAAGGUCCUCGAGAAGCGCUCAGGGCGUACAUCCAGCGAUUUAACCAGAUGGCGAUGGACAUACCAGCAGUUUCAUCAGAAGUACUGGUAAACGCUUUCACUCAAGGGCUCGUGGAAGGGGAGUUUUUCUGA
Zingiber officinale is the source of this 429-nucleotide messenger RNA. RefSeq lists its product as uncharacterized. NCBI's taxonomy places the organism in Eukaryota, Viridiplantae, Streptophyta, Magnoliopsida, Zingiberales, Zingiberaceae. The record is from RefSeq and is a predicted model, not a curated record. The coding region runs from base 1 to 429 and encodes 142 amino acids. The transcript has a single exon.